GCACAGCCUAGGGCCCGCCUCCGUGAAAGACUGCCCGGCGCAUGCGGCCGGGCUGCAUCACUGGCUGCUGGGGCCACUGUGUGCGUCUCCCUCCUAGCUCCUUAACCGACAGGAGGAUCUGAAGCAGGCCUCAGGUUUGUUGACCAAACGAUGUUUUGGGGCCUCUGAAGCUGCGGGUCAGUGAUCAAUCCUCCCUGGUCAAAAAAUAAAAUGAAGUACAUUCUCGUUACUGGUGGUGUUAUAUCAGGAAUUGGAAAAGGAAUCAUUGCCAGCAGUGUGGGCACAAUAUUGAAGUCAUGUGGUUUACAUGUAACUUCAAUUAAAAUUGACCCGUACAUUAACAUUGACGCAGGAACAUUCUCUCCUUAUGAGCAUGGUGAGGUUUUUGUGCUGGAUGACGGUGGGGAAGUAGACCUUGACCUGGGUAACUACGAGCGUUUCCUUGACAUCCGCCUCACCAAGGACAAUAACCUGACCACCGGGAAGAUAUACCAGUAUGUUAUUAACAAGGAACGCAAAGGCGAUUACUUGGGAAAAACUGUCCAAGUUGUUCCUCACAUCACAGAUGCAAUCCAGGAGUGGGUAAUGAGACAGGCAUUAAUACCUGUGGACGAAGAUGGCCUAGAACCUCAAGUGUGUGUUAUCGAGCUCGGUGGAACAGUGGGAGAUAUAGAAAGCAUGCCCUUUAUUGAGGCCUUCCGUCAGUUCCAGUUCAAAGUCAAAAGAGAGAACUUUUGUAAUAUUCACGUCAGUUUGGUUCCCCAGCCAAGCUCAACGGGGGAACAGAAGACUAAACCUACCCAGAAUAGCGUUCGGGAGCUCAGAGGCCUGGGGCUUUCCCCAGAUCUGGUUGUAUGCAGGUGCUCAAAUCCUCUUGACACAUCAGUGAAAGAGAAAAUAUCAAUGUUCUGCCAUGUUGAACCUGAACAAGUGAUCUGUGUCCACGAUGUCUCAUCCAUCUACCGAGUCCCCUUGUUAUUAGAGGAGCAGGGGGUUGUGGAUUAUUUUCUUAGAAGACUGGACCUUCCUGUUGAGAGGCAGUCACGAAGAAUGCUGAUGAAGUGGAAGGAGAUGGCUGACAGAUACGAUCGCUUGCUAGAGACCUGCUCGAUUGCCCUUGUGGGCAAGUACACCAAGUUCUCAGACUCAUACGCUUCUGUCAUUAAAGCUCUGGAACAUUCCGCGCUGGCCAUCAACCACAAGUUGGAAAUCAAGUACAUCGAUUCCACGGACCUGGAGCCAAGCACCUUGCAGGAGGAGCCCGUGCGCUACCACGAAGCCUGGCAGAAGCUCUGCAGCGCCCACGGAGUGCUGGUCCCAGGGGGAUUUGGUGUCCGAGGGACAGAAGGAAAAAUCCAAGCUAUUGCCUGGGCCCGGAAGCAGAAGAAGCCCUUUUUGGGCGUGUGCUUAGGAAUGCAGCUGGCGGUGGUUGAAUUUUCGAGAAAUGUGCUGGGAUGGCAAGAUGCCAAUUCCACAGAGUUCGACCCCAACACCAGUCAUCCUGUGGUCAUAGACAUGCCAGAACACAAUCCUGGGCAGAUGGGCGGGACCAUGCGGCUGGGCAAGAGGAGAACCCUGUUCCAGACCAAGAACUCCGUCAUGAGGAAACUCUAUGGAGAUCCAGAUUACUUGGAAGAGAGGCACCGCCACAGAUUUGAGGUGAAUCCAGUCUUAAAAAAGUGUUUGGAGGAGCAAGGCUUGAAGUUCGUUGGCCAAGAUGGUGGAGGAGAGAGAAUGGAAAUCGUGGAGUUGGAAGAUCAUCCCUUCUUUGUUGGGGUUCAGUACCACCCUGAGUUCCUGUCUAGGCCCAUCAAGCCGUCCCCACCGUACUUCGGCCUCCUCCUGGCCUCCGUGGGGCGGCUCCAGCAUUACCUCCAGAAAGGCUGCAGGCUCUCGCCCAGGGACACAUAUAGUGACAGAAGUGGAAGCAGCUCCCCGGACUCAGAAAUCACUGAAUUGAAGUUUCCAUCAAUAAAUCAUGACUGAAGGGGUGAUUCUUCAAGAGAGCCUUCAGACUUUGGGAGUUUACAGCUUUGAUUUUACACUCAGCUUUUGACACCUCCUUUAAAUUAUGUUUUUAUUAAGAAUAUUUUAUUAUGGGGGAAAGGUAUUGGGAAGACUGUGACUCGCAUGUCCCAUCAUGUGUAUUGGCCCUUACACGGUGUGCUGCCUGGUGUUGACACUCUCCUUUUCGGCCCCCCAGCCUCAAACGAGAAGCGGGAUGUCUGGGCAGGCGUGGGUGACAGACAGGGCUGGUGGGGUACCCGCCAGUCACCUCGUUUCUCCAGCGACCGCGGGUCUGUGGAUUCAAGUGUGCAGCCUUUUGCUUCCAGGGAGGCCCAGCCCGCUACAAAGAGUACGCCAGGGCACGCAGCACGGAGGGUGACAGUAUCUAAUGCUCACAGCACUCGGUGCUGCCGACCUGAGGGCUUCCCGCCAAGGGCGGUGACGCCAGAAACAGCCUUGGCACUGCCCUGUGCCGCGGGGACUCUUCAUGCCAACUGUGUUCAAAGCGAUGGCCAGUUUGUGUCACAUGGAACAGCAAGAAGUCCAUGUGUCUGAAGCCCGAUUUUAGAAUCCCUGCUCUCUGGCUGUACUUCUCUCCUGGGGCUGGGAAACACUCCUUGCAUCAAGGGGUCGCUUAAAAAAGAACAAAGAAUUUUUGGGGGAAGCUGCCUCUAAAACCCUCUCACAUAUAGACAGCUUUGCUUGAAGCGUUUCUUCCUUCCAGGAUGGUGUUACUGCAGUUGAAAGGCAAUAUGAAAAUCUAUUUUCUUCACAAGAUGUAACAACAGGCACAGCUGUGUGCCCAUUAUAUUCUGGCUGGACUUGUAUACUCUUAACUUAAGAAAUAAAUAAUG
This is a messenger RNA of Pteronotus mesoamericanus, 2861 nucleotides long. RefSeq names its product CTP synthase 1 (gene CTPS1). Gene Ontology annotation, biological process: CTP biosynthetic process; pyrimidine nucleobase biosynthetic process. Gene Ontology annotation, cellular component: cytoophidium; cytoplasm. The transcript has 20 exons. Lineage: Eukaryota; Metazoa; Chordata; Mammalia; Chiroptera; Mormoopidae. The coding region runs from base 211 to 1986 and encodes 591 amino acids. The record is from RefSeq and is a predicted model, not a curated record. Gene Ontology annotation, molecular function: identical protein binding; CTP synthase activity.